GGAAAAGAAAAAAAAAACUUUUUGUAUCGAAGGAAUCAACAGCCGCCAUCUUGUUGUGGCUCGGAAUUGGGAUUUCGGUCCAACACUGGGUUUAACGUUCAAAUUGAGCAUCCUUGCCGCUAUAUGACGGCGUCCCUCCCCCGAAAACGCAAUCUUAACAUCGACUCGGAGGCAUUUUGUGCGCAAAAACGGGAAUUGGAUCGGUGGUCGUCGGACAGAAACGCUCGGUAUAUCUGAUUUCCCCUUCAAGUGCGGCGAUUCAGCCCUGUCGCCGUUCGGGAGCAGUAUUGUUUACCGUCCGCAGGUUGGGAUCGGACCUUGACUUUUGAAGAGAAUUGCAAAAUCUCGUUUUUAUGCAAUUGCUCUUUUUUUGGUGGAGCUGCGCGCGAUUUUUGCAUGAAGAAAUUUGACGUCACACAAAAUGAGUACUUUGAACAUCUAGAAUUUACGACCUUUUCAUCGGAAUGCAGCUGUUCACCUGAUUUCAUUGGAUUUAUGUCUUGGAAUUUGAUCUUUUCAUGGGAAAGCUUUUAAUUUUUGUUAUUUAAUGCUAAUAAUGUGGGUGUUGGGUGUUGGAUUAUCAUGGGGUGAAUGGCGGUGGCGGAGCGGGGCGCUAUUGCAUCUCUUUUGAAGACACCGACUCGCACAGCACCGACUAGCUAAAGGCUAGCUGUUAACUUAGCUGAUAGCAGGCUUUUAGCUAGCUAUCAGUCAGUUAGCUAACGUUAGCAGGCUGUCAACUUGCUAAUGUGCUAGCCGGGAAGCUUCGGGUUGAUACGCCAACUUCCAUGACAAACUAUAAUUACGGUUAUCAUCUAAACUGACCAGUUGGAGAAGAUAACUAUGGCUGAAAACCUCCUGGAUGUCGGACCUCCGAGCUCGAAGCGGCCCAAACUGAAUUCACCUGCCCUGUCAGCGUCUGAUGGACCAGAUCUUGGGUCACUGUCUUGGGACGACUUGGAAAAUGACCUUCCAGAUGAGUUGAUCCCCAAUGGUCGAGAUCUGAGCCUGAUGGGUGGAAUGUCCACAAAUGGAGGAACAACACCUGUAGCCGGUGGGCCUGGUGGUGGCACUGUUGUACCAGAUGCUGCUGCAAAGCACAAGCAGCUCUCAGAGCUCCUUCGAGCCGGUAGCACCUCUACGAUCACGGGUGCGGGGCUGAGCUCCGGUAGCCCACAACCAGGAAGUAUGGGCACUCAGCUUGGCACACCAUUGGGAAAGAGCCCCCUUGGUCAGGGCUCCCCCAACAACCACUCAUCCCCCCAAGCCCAAAAAGCAGGAACACCAACUGGAGUAGCAGGGCCGAACAACAACAAUGCUGUGACAAUGAGUCUGAACAACCCGGGCUUCAAUCAGGCCUUGAUGAGUAAUAGCCAGGGUCAUUCCGGGCUACUUGCUCAGAGUGGGCAAUCCCAACCCGGGCAAGUCAUGAACGGGGGACUUGGACCUGGAGCUGGAAGAGGACGAGGAUCAGGCGUGGUGGGCCUACAGUACCAGGGACAGACGUUGCAAGGGGCUGCAUCAGCAGCAGUGGGGGCUGGCAGUGCUUUGGCAGAUACACUUACGCAGGGAGGACAGCAGAUGAGUGGACAUGCGACGCUUAGUGCAGUACAGCAACCAAGCAACAUCAACAAGAUGGGCUUAGGUAGCAAUGGGGGUCCAUUUGUGACUCAAUCCUACGGACAGGCAGCUGCAGGGCCUGGCCAGCAGCUAAACCCUCAGCAGCAGCAGCAGCUCCAGAACAAGGCCGCCCUUGCCAACAGUCUACCACCUUUCCCCAAUGAACUCAAGGGGGCAGCUGUCACCAGUGUGCCAAACAUGCAGCAGCCCCAGCAACAGGCAGCCAUGCUGUCUGCUGCCAGCGGUGGAGGUAUGGCAGUGCCUUCAGCAGGCCCGACAGCUGACCCCGAGAAGCGCAAGCUGAUCCAGCAGCAGCUGGUCCUGCUGCUCCAUGCACACAAGUGCCAGCGACGAGACCAGGCCAACGGAGAGGUGCGAGCCUGUGACCUACCCCACUGCCGCACCAUGAAGAACGUCCUCAACCACAUGACCCACUGCCAAGCCGGAAAGUCAUGCCACGUGGCUCACUGUGCAUCAUCCAGACAGAUCAUCUCCCACUGGAAAAACUGCACACGGCACGACUGUCCGGUCUGCCUGCCGUUGAAGAAUGCCAGUGACAAGCGCACACAGCAGCCCAUGAGUUCCCCCAAUACCGGUCUUCAGAACCCCAUGUCUGCAGUCGGUGUGGGCCAGUCCAGUGCUCCUUCUAUCAAUACCUCAACCCCUAUAGACCCUAGCUCUAUGCAGAGAGCCUACGCAGCACUUGGGCUGCCUUAUGGUAGCCAAGCCACCGGACAUGCCCAGCCCCAACAGGCCCCAGGUUCGGGGCCGCCUACGGGCGCACAGAAUGCUCAGGCCCAGCAACAGCUUCCGCAGCAAAUGAGAAGCAUCAAUGCACUUGGUAAUCAGAAGUCCCUUGCGGGUGCCACAAUGGGUGUGACCACUUCAGAACAAACCAACCUACACACAGACUCUCUUCCCAACGCAAUCAACACUAACAAUCAGCUGUUGUCAGACGGCUCAGCUGUGGGCUCAAUGGGUAAUCUGCCCACUGCAGCACCCAUCUCCGCCACAGGCACCAGGAAGGCCUGGCACGAGCAUGUCACCCAGGACCUACGCAAUCACCUUGUACACAAACUAGUGCAAGCCAUAUUUCCUACUCCUGACCCAGCAGCAUUGAAGGACAGACGAAUGGAGAACCUAGUUGCGUAUGCCAGAAAGGUGGAGGGGGACAUGUAUGAGUCUGCGAAUAGCCGAGAUGAGUACUAUCACUUCCUCGCUGAAAAAAUCUACAAGAUUCAAAAGGAACUGGAGGAGAAGAGGCGCUCACGGCUGCAGAAGCAGAUUAUCAAUCAGGCACCUAUGGCAACCCAGGGCAGCCAGCAGCCUUGUCUCCCGCAGCCCAACACCUUAGGACCCAGGCCACAGAAUGGACCUCUUCCUUUGCCUAACAUGCCAAAUCAAAUCAUGAAUCGCAUGCAGGUUUCACAAGGAAUCAACCAAUUUAAUCACAUGGCCCUUCCCAAUGCCCAGAUGGCUCAAGCGACAAUGGGGACUCGAGCUGCUUCGCCAAUGACCCACCCCCAACAAAUGAACAUGAGUUCUGUCCCAGCGGUGGGCAUGUCACCCUCCAGAAUGCCUCAAGCCCAGGGUAUCAUCGGCAGUCACAACAGUGGCAACAUGGUGGGGCAAACAGCCAACCAGGGACAGUUUAUGGCUCAGACACAGUUCCCUCCAGGAUCUACUGCUGUCUCUGCAACAGGAGCAAUGAAUGUCACUUUGGCACCUGGUAUGGGUCAGCCACAAGCACAGGCUGCAGUGACCCAGCACCAACAACAGCAGCAGCAGCAGCAGAGCGCUAACCUCCCCAUGAAUGCACUUGGCCCCUCGCUGGGCCCGCAACUAGUCUCCUCCCAAACCCCCUUGCUCUCAACUCCUCCGCCUGCUCCCUCCUCCGCCUCCACCGCUGGGGCUGGCACUAACCCGCCCCUCCCCCAGUCGUCCAGCCGCAGUGCCACUCCCACCCAAUCUGGUCUUACCCCUACCCAAGGUGCCACCCCACCCUGCCCCACUCAACCCCAAACCCAACCCCUGGAACUCCCCUCAACAGCACAGACGCAGCCCCUGCCUCAACCCUUGCCUCAGCCCCCUACCACACCGCUGUCUCAACCAGGGCCCAAUCUGGACAACCGUGUGCCUACGCCGGCCUCGGCUGCUAGCGCUGACCUGCACUCACAGCACGCCACAGCAGAUCUGCCUGUCAAGGAGGUCAAAGUAGAUGCGCAUCACGAACAACAGGAGUUUGAGGCCGCUGGCGGCAAAACUGAACCCAAGAUGGAGACUGAUGAAGACACAAGUUCUUCCUUGGUGAAGAAGGAGGAGCCAGAGGCAAAGCAGGAGCCAAUGGAGGUCGAGGAGAAAAAGCUUGAACUGAAGACGGAGUCUAAAGAAGAGGAGGUAGAGGGAACCAACAGAACAACCUCCUCAUCCCCCUCUCGAAAGAAAGUCUUUAAGCCAGAGGAGUUGCGCCAGGCCCUGAUGCCGACUUUAGAGUCGCUCUACAGACAGGAUUCAGAGUCAUUGCCUUUCAGACAGCCAGUAGACCCCAUGCUACUGUGUAUUCCGGACUACUUUGACAUUGUGAAAAACCCGAUAGAUCUGUCCACAAUAAAACGCAAACUGGACACAGGCCAAUACCAAGAUCCUUGGCAAUAUGUUGACGAUGUCUGGCUAAUGUUUAACAACGCCUGGCUAUACAACCGCAAGACAUCCCGUGUGUACAAGUGCUGCUCCAAGCUGGCCGAGGUGUUUGAGGCAGAGAUUGACCCUGUCAUGCAAAGCCUGGGCUACUGCUGUGGGAGGAAGUAUGAGUUUUCCCCUCAAACCCUCUGUUGCUAUGGGAAACAGCUAUGCACCAUUCCAACUGGAGGCACAUACUACAGUUAUCAGAACAGGUACCAUUUCUGUGAGAAGUGCUUCAAUGAGAUUCAGGGAGAGAGCGUGACGUUAGGAGAUGAUCCUGCACAGCCACAGACGAUGAUAUCAAAAGACCAGUUUGAAAAAAAGAAGAAUGAUGUACUGGAGCCCGAGCCGUUUGUUGAAUGUAAAGAUUGUGGACGUAAAAUGCACCAGAUAUGCGUCUUGCACUACGAGGUUAUUUGGCCAUCUGGAUUCAUCUGUGGCAACUGUUUGACGAAAAGUGGAAAAACUCGGAAGGACAACAAAUUCUCUGCAAAAAGGCUGCAGUCGACACGACUGGGAAUGUAUAUAGAGGAUCGCGUCAAUAAAUUUCUGAAGAGACAGAACCACCCAGAGGCCGGAGAGGUGUUUGUGCGGGUGGUUGCGAGCUCUGACAAAACGGUGGAGGUGAAACCAGGCAUGAAAGCUAGAUUUGUGGACACGGGUGAAAUGCCCGAGACAUUUCCCUACAGAACCAAAGCACUUUUCGCCUUUGAAGAGAUUGAUGGCGUCGACGUGUGCUUCUUUGGCAUGCAUGUGCAGGAGUACGGGUCUGAAUGCCCAUUUCCUAACACCAGACGAGUCUACAUAUCAUACCUUGACAGUAUUCACUUCUUCAAACCACGACUUUUACGAACAGCAGUGUACCAUGAGAUCCUCAUCGGUUAUCUAGAAUAUGCCAAGAAACUUGGCUAUGCCCAAGGUCACAUCUGGGCAUGUCCUCCAAGUGAGGGCGAUGACUACAUCUUCCACUGCCAUCCACCCGAGCAGAAGAUUCCCAAACCUAAGCGGCUUCAGGACUGGUAUCGGAAAAUGCUAGACAAGGCUUUUGGAGAAAGGAUCCUGCAUGACUAUAAGGAUAUCUUCAAACAGGCAACCGAGGACCGUCUAACCAGCGCCAACGAGCUACCCUAUUUUGAAGGGGAUUUCUGGCCUAAUGUGCUUGAAGAAAGCAUCAAGGAGCUGGAGCAGGAGGAGGAGGAGAGGAAGAAGGAGGAGAACACUGCUGCCUCUGAAACUCCCGAGGGUACUCCGGGUGACAGCAAAAAUGCAAAGAAGAAAAACAACAAGAAGACAAAUAAAAACAAGAGCAGUUUGAGCCGAGCCAAUAAGAAGAAGCCUGGAAUGCCAAAUGUAGCUAAUGAUCUGUCCCAGAAGCUUUAUGCCACCAUGGAGAAGCACAAAGAGGUCUUCUUUGUCAUCCACCUCCACUCUGGUCCCAUGAUCAACACCUUGCCUCCAAUCAUCGACCCUGACCCCUUGCUUUCCUGCGACCUGAUGGAUGGCCGUGAUGCUUUCCUGACGUUGGCCAGGGACAAACAUUGGGAGUUCAGCUCUCUCCGGAGGUGCAAGUGGAGCACGAUGUGCAUGCUGGUCGAGCUGCACAACCAGGGACAGGACCGCUUUGUCUAUACUUGCAAUGAGUGCAAGCACCAUGUUGAGACACGCUGGCACUGCACUGUUUGUGAGGACUUUGAUCUUUGCAUUAAUUGUUAUAACGCAAAGGGCCAUGAGCACCAGAUGGUGAAAUGGGGUCUCGGCCUGGACGACGACAACAACAGCCAAGGUGGAGAGGCCUCGAAGAGCCCACAGGAAAGCCGGCGUUUGAGCAUUCAACGUUGCAUCCAGUCUCUUGUCCACGCUUGUCAGUGUCGCAAUGCCAACUGUUCUCUACCGUCCUGCCAGAAGAUGAAGCGAGUAGUGCAGCACACCAAGUUCUGCAAACGGAAAACAAACGGUGGCUGUCCUGUAUGCAAGCAGCUUAUUGCUUUAUGCUGUUACCAUGCAAAAAACUGUCAAGAGAACAAGUGUCCUGUCCCAUUUUGCCUGAAUAUCAAGCACAAGCUUCGCCAGCAGCAGCUGCAACACCGGCUUCAGCAGGCUCAGUUGAUGAGGAGAAGAAUGGCUACCAUGCAAGGCAGAACCAUGCCGCUACCGUCUCCGCCUGCAUCGGCUGCUCCAAGUACUCCUACGUCCCACGCCCAGCCCAGCACACCUCACACACCACAGCAGCCGCUCUCCAAUCAGCCCCAGACCCCCAACUCGGCGGGUGUCAUGUCCCCUUCUUUCCCGAACGCACCACGCAAUGGACAGCCUCAGUCAGCUGUGUCCCAGGGUAAGCCAGGCCCCCAUGCCUCACCGCUACACCAGCAGCAGUCUCCUAUUCCCCAGCCGCCUCAGCCGCAACAAAUCCAACAGCAGCCUCCCAUGGCUGCUGUCAAGAUGGCACGGCACAUCGAAUUGAUGGCACAGGCCCAGCAGAACCAGCAAAACUAUCUGGUCAACAUGAACGGCUUGCCCAUGAAUCCCCAGCAGCCACAGCAGCGUAUGGCAGGACCAAUGCAACCACCCAUGCAGAUGGUAUCGGGGCCCAGGGGACCACAGGUCAUGCAACCAAACAUGGCCCCAGGUCAGUGGCCUGCGGCUGCAGGGCCCAUGCAGGCGACACAGACUCAACAAACAGGCCUCGUCCCAGGCCAGACCUCCCCACAGGCCAUGACCAUGCAGAGAGCCAUGAUGCCCCCAGGACAGCAAGCUCAGGGUCAGAGAAUGCUCAUACCACAGCAGCCUGGUGCACGGCCACAGGUACCGCAAAGACCUGGUGCUAUAGCCCCCAACGCCCUCCACGAUCUUCUGCGUACUCUGAAGUCUCCUAGCUCCCCUCAGCAGCAACAGCAAGUCCUCAACAUCCUCAAAUCAAACCCUCAGCUUAUGGCUGCUUUCAUCAAACAACGAACAGCCAAGUAUCACGCCAACCAGCCGCAGCCACAGCAGCAGCAAGCGGGUCAACAACAGCAGCAGCAGCAGCAGCAACAGCAGCCUGGUUUGCCCCCAAUGCAGGCCAUGGCCAUACCAGGGGGUACUGUGCAAAGGCCAGGAAUGCCGUCUCAACAACCUCAGCAGCCUCCUGCUCAGGGUAUGGCAGCGUUGGGUGCUCAAGGACAGCUGAUGAACCCAGCACAUACAGAGCUCUAUCGCCGGCAAAUCGUGAGACAGCAACAGCAGCAACAACAACAACAGCACCAACAACAACAGCAGCAGCAGCAGCAGCAGCAGCAGGGGGUGAUGCCGCAGGGCCACCCUGGCCAGUUCCCUGCCCAGACACAGGGUACAGCAGCCACAUACUCUCCGCUCCGCAUACAGCAACAGCAGCAGAUACAAGCCAUGCAAGCAGGCGCAGGAACAGCUGGAGGGCCCAUGGGCCAACUCCCGCCCAUGGCGCAGAUGGCCCAGCCAGGUAUGGGAAUGGACCCUGCUCAGAGUCUACUACAUCAACGGAUGCUUCAGCAGCAGCAACAGCAACAACUUCCUCAGCAGCAGGCCGUCCUCAAGCAACAGAUGGGCUCUCCCGCCCAGCCCAGCCCCAUGAGCCCCCAAACCCACUUGCUUUCCGGGCAGGGUGGGCCUCAUCUCCCUGGUCAGCCCGCGCUAGCUAACAGUCUCAGCAACCAAGUCCGCUCCCCUGCACCAGUCCAAUCCCCCUGUCCACCCUCGCAGCAACCGCCACAUUCCAGUCCCUCGCCGCAGAUUCAGAACCAGCCUCAGCCUUCACCGCAACACCCGCCCCCGUCUCAUUCAAGCUCUCCUCAUCCAGGACUUGGGGGCUCUCUAUCAGGGUCCUUGGAACAGGCGCACUUGGGGACACCAGAACAAAGCGCCAUGCUACCACAGCUUAAUCCUCCCAACAGAGGGGUACUAAAUAGUGACUUGAGCAUGGUGGGAGAUGCUACAGGAGACACUCUAGAGAAGUUUGUGGAGGGAUUGUAGCAUUUCUGCUGGGAAAUGAAGAACCCUCCCCCAAAUCGUCCUAAUUUCCCCUCAGACUCUUUAUCUAAGAGGGUUUUGUUUGUUCUUUCUACUAUUGAGAUUGUUUUUGUACCUGUUAUAAAAGCUGUUUUCAAAACAAAAAAGAGAAUUGGUAAAGGAAAAUAAAAGUCCAACACCCCCUUGGGAAUAUAAUAUUCCCUAGUUAAGGAUUUUUUUUUCUUCCUGAAGAUAUUGAGGGAUUAAGUCACAAAGAAUAUAUUUUUUGGUUGAGACCAAAUGUGUUCAAUAUUCAAUUUAUUUUUGGUUGGUUCUUGGUAUGAUUUCAUGCCUUUCUCUUAUUUUUAUUUUAAAGAAAAUGUACAAUUGCAUUAUAUUAUUCAUAUCUUUUCUACCAUUAGCGGAAACAAAUUGUGUUUAAGUUUGUCUGGGAGCUGGGCCAGGUUUAUGUUCUAUCGUCAAGCUGUUAUUCCUGGCAUUUGUAGUCAUGUGUUGUAUCAUUACUCCAAGAUGAGGUGUUGAGGGACUGAGACCUCUCUGUGUGUAUGAAGGAGCACUCUGUUGUAUUCAAAUAGGAAAUGGACUGUGGUAGGUGGUUUACACAGACAUGUAUACAGGUGCACAUGAAGACACCGACGCAAACCUCACGCUCACUAAAAGAAAUCAUAGAUCCUACUGGUUUCACAAACUCCCCCAAAACUACAGUCUACAUCUCAUGGCUUGGACAUUGGAAGCUCUGUUUUGCAGGUGUAGAAAAAAUCGUUGCUUUGACAUUAAAAAAAAUGAUUUGUCAUGAUUUUUGUCAUACAAAUGUAAAGUGUAAAGAGAGUGUGAGAAAGAGACCCCCCCCCCCCCCCCCAAAAAAAAAAAAAAAGCUGAGGUGGAAUGAUUAUCAACAGUGGUGCUGCAUCUGCGUUGAUGGCCCACCCUCAAAACUAUACACUAAAGGUGCAUUUGAAGAAUGGAGGCACGUUCAAGGUUCACCUGGAGUAAUCAACCUGCAUUCCUCUCACAAGAAACUUGAAUGGGCAGGGGGUCACUGCUUUUUCUCCUAUUGUAAAGUCAGUUAAGCAAAAUACUAUAAAUAUAAGGAAGAAUGAAAACACUGUACAAACUGGUAAAUGGCUCAUUUCUUACUCUUACCAUAUUGUUAAAUAAACUGUGCAACAGAAGAA
This is a messenger RNA of Doryrhamphus excisus (bluestripe pipefish), 9458 nucleotides long. The record is from RefSeq and is a predicted model, not a curated record. Lineage: Eukaryota; Metazoa; Chordata; Actinopteri; Syngnathiformes; Syngnathidae.